This is a messenger RNA of Oryza brachyantha (malo sina), 1829 nucleotides long. RefSeq lists its product as uncharacterized. The transcript is spliced from 15 exons. Lineage: Eukaryota; Viridiplantae; Streptophyta; Magnoliopsida; Poales; Poaceae. Bases 40 to 1326 code for a protein of 428 amino acids. The record is from RefSeq and is a predicted model, not a curated record.
AUUUCCGCCGCUCACUGCAGCCGCGGCCACCGGGAAGCCAUGGCCGCCGCCGCGUCGCCGCCGCCGCCGCCGUCGAGGCCUCUGCUCGCCUCCCACUCCGCCGUGCGAGCAGCGGUCUCGCGCUCCGUCGGUGCGUCUGCUCGCCGCGGCCGCCUCGCCGCCGGCGACCACCCGCCGCAGGUCGCGGCCCUCCGGCGCGGGGACUGGGUCAAGCUCAUCUGCGGCGCCAGCUUCGAGGAUGCUGCAGAUGUCAGGAAUCUGUCUCUUGUGUACACGCUUGCUGGAGUGGAUUGCAUUGAUUGUGCAGCAGACGCAUCAGUUGUGGCUGCAGUGAAUGAAGGUAUUGAUUUAGCGGCCUCAAUUGUACCCACAGUUCACAGGCCAUGGGUGAUGGUUAGUGUUAAUGACGACUGCAGAGAUCUUCAUUUCCGUAAAGCUGAAUUUGAUCCUGAGGAUUGCCCACCAGAUUGCCCAAAGCCAUGUGAGAAAGUCUGUCCUGCUGAUGCAAUAUCACUACAGAGUGUUAUAAUUGAGGCAAAGCACGCUCGUUCUGAUCCUUCAUGUGCUAAACUUGAGGGUGGUGUGAUUACAGAACGGUGCUAUGGCUGUGGCCGGUGCUUGUCAGUUUGCCCUUAUGACAGAAUAAGAGCUAUGCCGUAUGUGCGAGAUCCUACUAUGACUGCUGAACUGUUGAAAAGGAGUGAUGUUGACGCAAUAGAGAUACAUACCACUGGAAAGGAAACUGAUAUGUUCAAUACCCUCUGGAGCAGCUUGGGCGAGUCCAUCAAUAAUGUGAAGCUGAUUGCAAUCAGCCUGCCUAAUGUUGGUGAUUCAACAGUUAACUUCAUGAAUGCAAUAUACAGAACAAUGCAGUCCAAUCUUCAGGGCUAUAAUCUUUGGCAGUUAGAUGGCAGACCCAUGAGUGGUGACAUUGGUCGAGGUGCAACAAGGGAAACGGUAUCCUUUGCUGUUCAUUUGUCUUCAAUAUCAAACAGGCCUCCUGUAUGGUUUGAAGGCUUCUAUCAAUUGGCUGGUGGAACCAACCCACACACUGUAGAUUGCCUUAAGAAAGCUGGUCUUUUCCAAUCUACAACUUUUCCUGGGGCUGCAACCUCUGGAAUGAUCAAUUGUCAGCAUGCUUUUAUUGGAGGGAUAGCUUAUGGUGGCUAUGCUCGCAAGAUUGUUGGAAGAGUUCUACGCAAAAUACCGGCACAGUUUGGCCAUGCACGCAUUGAGGACCAUUCAGAUUAUCUCCUGGAAGCAUUACACGAAGCUUUGUCACUAGUUGGGCCUGUAAAAGGUUACCCAACCUUGCCAAGUCUCUGAAACCAGUAAAACGGCAUCUCACAGUUACUCUGGAAGCUGCACUGUGAAGGCAAGCCAAGUGAGAAGAUUCGGAGCCACUAAUCAGUAAUCCAACAAUCAGCAAGCACACUUGGCAGCAUAGGAGUUCAUUUUCUAAAGAGCAUACAUUCUAUGUAAAACUCCAACAAAAAAGACAAGUUAAACAAACUACACCCAAGAUGCAAGUGAAUUACUGACUGAGAAGCCAACAGGACUAGAUGAAGCAAACAAAAGAAGGAAAAGAUGCAUGCUUGCUUGACUGAAUGUCGACGUGGAUCAUCUUCAUCCAUGAUGGAUGAUGCUGGGCUAGCUAGCCUGCAGAAAGAGCACAAUUCCACCUUGUACUUGACAAUCUCUCUCUCUCUCUCUUUUUCUCAUGUGAAAGGUAGAUGCCUGGCAUGGCUCAACAAAUAAUGUGAAGAUUUGUCCUUUUCUUUUUCUCUGAAGAAAGUAGUAAACUGCAUCAACAAAUAUCCUAGCAAUUA